Messenger RNA from Wallemia ichthyophaga EXF-994, 891 nucleotides. RefSeq lists its product as uncharacterized. NCBI's taxonomy places the organism in Eukaryota, Fungi, Basidiomycota, Wallemiomycetes, Wallemiales, Wallemiaceae. The coding region runs from base 1 to 891 and encodes 296 amino acids. The transcript has 2 exons. The record is from RefSeq and is a predicted model, not a curated record.
AUGAGCAUUUUCUUCAGAUUGCUUGACCUCCCAGUAGAGCUGGUAAUGAUGAUCAUAGAGAAUUUUGAACACAAAGAAAGACUAGAAGUAUUGUCAACUUGCCGACUGAUCCGGAAGAUGGAUGAAAAAUACAUUUACUCGAGCUUAAAAACACCAAAUGUCCGCCUAUACAUCGAGACUGGAAUUGACGGCUACGAGAUGUGCUCAUUAACCAGGGACACAUUUGAGAAUAGCAUCGCUGUCUUGAAUGGCAUCGCAGCGGACGAGAAUCACAGAAAGCUCGUCAAAUCACUCAAACUGACCGCUUACUGCAAUUCCUUGCUAUCUAGAUCGGAUAUCUAUUGGCUGUCAAAAGAAUUGACGAGGACCUUCGCUCGCCACUUUGACGAGCAACUGGAGUCUCUUACCUACAUCAACACGUUCUACUGCGAGUUCGUCGAGAAAACACCAUUCAACUUUCCAAAUUUGAAAAAGCUGACGCUAGGAGAGUUGGGUGAUAAUUUCGCAUUCGACAAUUGGCUGAUGAACGCCCCCAAUCUGGAAAAAUUGGACAUUUUUUGCAUGGAAUGGAGCUAUGGUAUGUUAUCUCAUCAAGAUAUUUGCAGCUCAAGCAUCGAGAAGCUGGUUAAAAGGGAGUCUAAUUUCCGUCUGAGGAUAUUUACUUUUGAGAUGUGGCAUGCGCCUGAAGAUGCCAACGACAACGACAACGACAGGGAAGAGUCUUACGACGAGAUUGAUCAUUGGCACAGUGACUUGAUAAGGGCUAUAGCGGGCGUGUCAGAUUUCGAUGAUUUAAUGCCUUACGUCGAAAGGUACAAUGUUCGCGAGUACCAGAUGAUUCAAGGAUCGCUCAAAUUGAACAACUGCUACCACGCCUUAGGUCAUAGGUAG